CCAGUGUGUCAUAGAAUCGUCGUUUGUCUUUUCUAGCACUCUUCACUUCUCUCUUUAUUCAGUGCAGUGUACAUUGAACUCAGCUUCUCCGUCUGUUGUGCAUCUUUGCAUUGAGUCAUCUUCUCUUUCACCAUGCUCCUCUCCUCGAUUAGCUUCCAUAUAUCCACUGACAGCCAUUCCUUGUCUUGUCUCUUCCUUCUUCCUAGAACAGUUGUACUUGUUUCUUUAAAUCUCGCUUCCAGAGAGUUCUUGUGUUCUUCCACACAGAUUUCCUCAGUGAUGUCACGUAGUGUGUCCAACUUUAUUCUGAUGUUUGUAGCGAAGGCAUGUCUUGUAGUUUUGUCUUUCAAUUUCUGAAUGUUGAACAU
Trichobilharzia regenti is the source of this 368-nucleotide messenger RNA. The record is from the annotation of a GenBank genome assembly. NCBI's taxonomy places the organism in Eukaryota, Metazoa, Platyhelminthes, Trematoda, Strigeidida, Schistosomatidae.